AAGAAGGGUCAUGCAGUAGGAGGGCAAAAAGGUCAGAAAAAUGGAAUUCGGAGGAAUCCUGGGGUUCGACAUCGGCAUCAUUUUGGCGCCGAUGGGUGCUGACGUGUCCGGACCAGAGCUCGUUGCGGCCGUAGCCAAUGCCGGAGGGAUCGGACUCCUGGCUAGCCCUGUCAACGGGUACGAUGUGACUGUGAAAGCUAUCCAGGAGACGAAGAAGCUGACGAAGAAGGCGUUCGGGGCGGGGGUAUUGUUGGAAUUCGACAACGAAAGGACGAUAAAGGCCAUCUUCGAUGAGAAACUUGCAUGCCUUGAAGUUUACUGGGGCGAUUUUCCUAAGGAGAUGGUCGAUGAGGCGCACAAGCACGGCAUCAAGGUCAUCCAUCAGAUUGGAUCGGUGAAGGAAGCUGAAAGGGCGAUUGCUGCUGGGGUGGAUUGUAUCAUCGCUCAAGGUGUAGAGGCAGGAGGCCAUAUCAUUGGAACGGUUUCUUUGAUGGCAUUACUUCCCAGAAUCGUGGACGUCGUUGGUGAGAGAGAUAUUCCGGUCGUCGCCGCCGGAUCUAUCUCCGAUGCUCGGGGAUAUGUGGCGGCACUAGCCAUGGGUGCCAAAGGCAUAUGUGUGGGCACAAGGUUUAUAGCUACAAAGGAAGCGUACGCGAAUGACUAUUACAAACAGCAGCUGCUGCAUUACACGGAGGCAGAAACCGACCGUACAGACCUGUACGGUCGGCUGACUUGGAGGGCGUACGUCCGUUGCCUCAACACACCAUUUCAUCAGAAAUGGAGAAAUGCACCAGAUUCUAUUCAGAACGACGAUAGUCAACCGAUCAUCGGCCGCACUAUCGUAUAUUGGCAGGAGAUAAUCCUUCGCCGAUUUGCCGGCCAAGUAGCGAACCGGACCACAACCGGUCAGCUUCAGGACAUGGUCAUGCUGGCAGGACAAGGAGUCGGGCUGGUUAACGACAUCGUCCCAGCGGCGGAAGUCAUUAAGAGAUAUGUAGAAGGAGCAAAAACAAUAAUACAAGGCCUUAGAGAAAAAUACCAUCCUGACUCUACUCCUCCAACUCCUACUACACCUGAAGAUGAAAAAUGGACGUGGGUUGACAAGUUCUGUUUUUAAAAUGGCAUGAAUAAUCUUUGGAUUAUUGCGAAAGCGACUCUCUAAUCAACCCAUCAUUGCAUUGUCCUUUCAUGUAUAAAUAUUUACUUGGAAUUACUAAUUGGGAAUGCUGCUGGAAUUAGAGAGUUGGGAGAGAGGAAUUUACUUAGAUUAAUUACAUGAUCAAAUGUAGUAAUUCUUUGAUAAUGUGUUUGGACACACUAUUGAAUUGAAUUGCAAUAAGUUUGUUUUCUUUC
This is a messenger RNA of Magnolia sinica, 1353 nucleotides long. RefSeq lists its product as uncharacterized. The transcript is spliced from 6 exons. Gene Ontology annotation, molecular function: nitronate monooxygenase activity. The record is from RefSeq and is a predicted model, not a curated record. NCBI's taxonomy places the organism in Eukaryota, Viridiplantae, Streptophyta, Magnoliopsida, Magnoliales, Magnoliaceae. Bases 41 to 1117 code for a protein of 358 amino acids.